AUGCGUGACCUAGCAGUGGAAAUUGACCAAAUCCUGCAGAGGUAUACUUCGUCAAGCAAACGAGAUGGUAGCUUACAUAGCACUGCGUUCGUGGUCAGAGGCAGGGAUGGCAGAAUUCUUUAUUCCGGAGCAGCGGGGAAGCUGAACUAUGAGACUGACGAACCCUAUACGGAGGACUCGGUGUCGUUUCUCGCAUCGAUGACAAAGCUCAUCACUUCGAUCGCUGUCCUUCAGGUCGUUGAGAAGGACCUGGUCGGGUUAGAUGAUGAUCUCGCUACCUUGAUACCAGAGUUCAAGAGCCUGGAGCUUUUGAUUGGAUUUGACGACGCGGGAAAGCCAGCGUAUGGCAAGCACACCAACCCUAUUACUCUGCGUGGAUUUGGCUAUGACAUGUUUGACCCAGACCUGAUCAGAUGGAGAGCAUUGCAAAGGGGCAGUGUGCCAGACACUUUCGCGAAACCAACAACCUUUGAAGCAUACAAACUUCCCCUGAAAUUUCAACCGGGAGAUGGCUGGGUAUACGGUGUGUCAACGGACUGGGCAGGAAAGGUCGUCGAAGAGUUGACGGGUCUUUCGCUUGAGGAUUACUUCCAGCAGAACAUCUUUCAACCACUAGGGCUGAAAUCCACAACGUUUCGAAUUGGUUCACAUCCAGAACUUCUCGCACGAAGGGCUACCAUUUCACUCAGGACGGUCCCGCGGGGUGCUCUGGCAGCAACGAGUAACCCACAGCCCGACAACCCUCCCUUUGAUGGUGGAGGCCAAGGUUUACAUUCGACAGCUUCCGAUUAUGCCAAAUUACUAGGAGCUCUUCUUGAUGGUGGGAGAGGUAUUUUGAAAGAGACAACCAUCCGUGAUCUCAAUCAGUCACAGCUACCAGAUCCCACAGCAUUGGAGACACAUAUCUUCGGCGAUAACCAUCUUACCUUCGCUCCAGAGUAUCCCAAGGGCUUGCGGAUCAACCAUGGGCUGGUGGGUUUACUCAACGUGGAGGAUAUCUCUGGAAAGCGUCGAGCUGGGAGUUUGACCUGGAGCGGAGUAACCAAUCCUCGAUGGUGGUAUGAUCCCAAGUCUGGCAUAGCAGCAACGCUUUUCGUUCAACUGUUGCCUCCUGGGGACGUGGUUGUGGCGGAGCUCUUUGAUGAAUUAGAGAGAGCUGUGUACAAGAAUCAUGUGGACGACUUGAAAGCAUGA
Molecule: messenger RNA, 1194 nt
Organism: Exophiala bonariae
Lineage: Eukaryota; Fungi; Ascomycota; Eurotiomycetes; Chaetothyriales; Herpotrichiellaceae
Exons: 4
Coding region: 1-1194 (397 amino acids)
Source: RefSeq, a predicted model, not a curated record